AUGAAGGCUCUCCUAGCCCUAGGGUUGCUCUUGCUUUCUGUCACUGUUGACGCGAAGGUCUAUACACGCUGCGCGUUUGCCAAACUUCUGAAACAACAUGGAAUGGAUGGCUACGAGGGAGUCAGCCUGGCAGACUGGGUGUGUUUGGCUCAGCAUGAGAGCAAUUUUAACACAAAGGCUACAAACUACAACUCUGGAGGCCAAAGCACCGACUACGGGAUAUUUCAGAUCAAUAGCAGAUACUGGUGCAGUGAUGGCAAAACCCCGAAAGCAGUGAACGCCUGUGGGAUAUCCUGCAGCGCUUUGCUCCAGGAUGACAUCACUCAAGCCAUCAACUGUGCAAAGAGGGUUGUGAGGGACCCACAAGGUGUUAAAGCAUGGGUGGCAUGGAGAACCCACUGUCAAAACCAAGAUCUCUCCAAGUAUGUCAAGGACUGUGGAGUCUAA
Messenger RNA from Chionomys nivalis (European snow vole), 447 nucleotides. RefSeq names its product lysozyme C-2-like. Gene Ontology annotation, molecular function: lysozyme activity. The transcript is spliced from 4 exons. Lineage: Eukaryota; Metazoa; Chordata; Mammalia; Rodentia; Cricetidae. Bases 1 to 447 code for a protein of 148 amino acids. Gene Ontology annotation, biological process: defense response to Gram-negative bacterium; defense response to Gram-positive bacterium. The record is from RefSeq and is a predicted model, not a curated record.